Molecule: messenger RNA, 1566 nt
Organism: Suhomyces tanzawaensis NRRL Y-17324
Lineage: Eukaryota; Fungi; Ascomycota; Pichiomycetes; Serinales; Debaryomycetaceae
Exons: 1
Coding region: 1-1566 (521 amino acids)
Source: RefSeq, a predicted model, not a curated record
AUGUCCAAUACAGACGACUCCGAGGCGCUCGAGCCGAUAACCCAGCUCGACCAGUACCAGCUUACUCAGAAGAUUUUCCAGGACGUGCAAUUCCCGGACGAGACCUACCAUUUGACCACCCGGUACCCCGAAGCACUCCUCCAAGAGUCCGCCAAUGCAAACAAGUACUACGGGUCUUUCCAGCGUUACACCCACCAGUUCAUCAACCAGAAUACUCCUGGAGGCUUGGUGCGAUGGUCUAACUCCUCCAUAGAAAGCAAUCAGAGGCAAAUUGUCGGUUCCUGGCUCGGGGCAGAUAUCAAAGAUUCCAAGAUUCAACCCGCCAAGGGCCACCGUAAACCCACCAGUGCACCCAGUGGUUUGUUCACGUGGUCCUCGGGAGACUCGUACAUCAAGGCCAGGAAGCUUGAGUUGCAGAUAAAAAGAGGAGAAUUGUUACAGGAUACAUCACAACCAGUGACUACUGCAGCCCAGGAGGAAGAUCCACAAGGCAAUCCUAGAAGCAUUGUCAAGAUAAACAGAUCCAAGGAGUCCAUAUCCAACAAACUCAACAGGGUGGUGGAAAUCGAAAGCAACAAGUUCAUACAUGCCAGAAUCCAGGUGAUAAAGGCCCACCACAGCGAGGAGAUAUCCAAGCAAAUCCACGAGAGGAAACGCAGAGACCACGAGGUACAUUUGCUGAAGUUGAAGUUGAAGGAAGAGGAGUACGAGAAAGAAUUGAAGGCUGCCACCAUCGAGCAAAAUAAGCAAGGUGGGUUUUUCAACACCCUCUUUGGGUUCAAUGCCGCCAACACCAACGGAGAUGCGGCCCCGCCUGCGGCUGAAAACCUUCCAUCCACUCCCACCAAUGCAAUUCCACCCAAGAGUUCCAAAGGCUCCAAGUCUAAGAGGUUUUCGUUCCUUCCCGGAACAAAAUGGAGUAAUGAUGGCAAGAAGAAAGACAAAGACACCGACGGAGGAGUUGCGUCAGAGACGGAUCAUGAAUCCAAGAAGCCUCCAGUGGAUCGAGCUGAGGCAGAACAGGAACCACAGCCAGAGGAAGAAGAUGACGACAGUGAUUUCGAAGACUUCACUUCCUCUGAGCCCACUAGUAAUCCAGUCACCUCUGAUAUUGCAACUCCAGAGCAACCACCAGCAUCCUCCACCAGAGCAGAACAGUCACCUCCAGCCUCUAGAGUACCCCCUUCAAGCAUACAGUUGCCCCAGGCCAAGCCUUCAACUCCAAUCACUACAGGAUUUCCACUUCACUCCCCUACACUUCCAUUGACUCCCACAACAAAGGCUCGCCCACCAAUAAGCAACCUAUCUGUGCUGUCAUCACAUGCAUUGUCACCUGCUCUGGCAGCCAUGAACUCGGCGAUCUUGACCCCCAAGGCCCUGAACCCAUCAACUGCAUCCACAUCACACAAAUUUAUUCCGUUGUCCAAACCUUCCACCACGACAUCUUCCAACCUGAUAAAUACUGAUUUGAUCGAUAUUUUUGGCCCCACGCUGUCUGCACCUCCAAAACCACCUCAGAAGUCCAAUAUCAGCCCACUAGCAACCGAAGACUUACUUGAGCUUUAA